This is a messenger RNA of Papaver somniferum (opium poppy), 1119 nucleotides long. RefSeq lists its product as uncharacterized. The transcript has a single exon. Gene Ontology annotation, molecular function: RNA-DNA hybrid ribonuclease activity; nucleic acid binding. NCBI's taxonomy places the organism in Eukaryota, Viridiplantae, Streptophyta, Magnoliopsida, Ranunculales, Papaveraceae. The record is from RefSeq and is a predicted model, not a curated record. The coding region runs from base 1 to 1119 and encodes 372 amino acids.
AUGGAACUAGCUGGCGAGCCUUCUUCUAUUGGCGAAGACUUAUUCCCUUGGAAAAAGUUUUGGGCUGUAAAAAAUAUAGCUCCAAAAAUCAAGAUGUUUAUCUGGAGAGCUUUACACAAUGGGUUAGGAGUUCUACAGCGAAUCGGAAAAUUCGUGGAAGGAGUUGACACCGUGUGCAGAACCUGUAAUACACAUGAGGAAAGUACUGACCACCUUUUGAUUCACUGUAAUAUAUCGCAAACAGUAUGGUUUGCGUCUCCUUUUGGUUUGAGACUUCAAGACAACCAGCACUUUACCUUACAUCAGCUGAUCGGACAAUGGCUCAAUCAUCAGGACAGUCGCUACAUAUUUGGUUUGGGAGCUUCAAUUUGCUGGGCACUAUGGAAAGCAAGGAACUCUAUGGUUUUUGAAAGGAAGCAGUUAAAUGUACAGGGCAUCCUUAAUAUUGCACUAUAUUGGUUUAAUCUAUAUUACAGAUUCAAUGAAGAUGGCGAAACGGAAGCUAACAAUCAACAGCAAGUUGAAAUUAAUACUCAUGCACCAAACUGGGUGACUCCACCGGCGAACGUUAUUAAAAUAAAUGUUGAUGCGGCUGUUAAAGAUGGUCAUUAUGCAGCUGCUGCCAUUACGCGUAAUCAUGAGGGGAUAUGCUGUGGAGCUAGCACAAUAUUAGGAUUAUCUGAUAAACCAGUGGUGGCUGAAGCAGAUGGUUUUUUACUCGCCGUAGAACCCGCUAUAUGGCUUGGAUUUGAUGAUGUUAUCAUAGAACGGGACUGUCAAGUGGUGACGAAAGUCUUGCGAGGAAAAAUGUACUCUCCCCCCUGGAGAAUUUGGAGAUUCAUUGAUAGCAUCAGCGCACGAGGCAGGUCAAUUAACAAGGUGGAGUUCAAUUUCGUACCUAAAAGGGCAAACAACACUGCUCACUCUCUUGCUGCCUAUGCCCUAUCUAAUAACGUCCAAUCUAAGUGGAUUUCAAAUCAAAUUCCUGGAAAUGUUGUUUCCAGUGUCGGUAUUGUGAGUCCUUUUUUCAUUUCUCUGUACCAAAAAAAAAAAAAAUCAUCUAGAAGCCAGUUUGAUGACACGGUCACACGGAUAUCAUCGAAUUAUGAACGGUUGUGA